This is a messenger RNA of Durio zibethinus, 1017 nucleotides long. Its product is annotated as non-specific lipid transfer protein GPI-anchored 1-like. The record is from RefSeq and is a predicted model, not a curated record. NCBI's taxonomy places the organism in Eukaryota, Viridiplantae, Streptophyta, Magnoliopsida, Malvales, Malvaceae.
AGUUUUCAUACUUGUUCAUCUAUAAAGCAGAAAGGACAUUUUGAGUUUCAAACUGAAAAAUCUCAACUCAAAAAGAAAGAAAAGCUGCGAAGAAAAAUGAGAAAGGAAGAGAGGGAAGUAGGGAGUUUUGUUGUUUUGGGCUUGUGGGUGAGCAGUUUGUUGCUUUGCGGUUCUUUGGGUGUGGUUGAGGCUGAUGACAGUGGUUUGGCAAAUGAAUGCACCAAUGAUUUUCAGAGCGUGAUGACUUGCCUGAGCUUUGCGCAAGGGAAGGUGGCGACGCCGACUAAGGAGUGUUGCAGCUCGGUGUCGAGUGUAAAGGAAAAUGACCCUAAGUGUUUGUGCUAUAUUCUUCAUCAAACUCAGACGUCUGGGGCUCAGAACCUUAAGAGCUUGGGGGUUCAGGAAACUAAGCUUCUUCAGCUUCCUUCUGCUUGCCAGUUAAAGAACGCUAGCAUCAGUGACUGCCCAAAGCUUCUUGGAUUAGCUCCAAACUCACCAGAAGCAGCCAUCUUCAGCAAUUCCUCCACCUCAACAGCAACCACCGGAACACCCUCAUCUGCUUCAGAGAAAAGUGAUAGUAAAUCCAGUGGAACCAAGCUUGAAAUUUCCCACCUCGUUGGUUCCACGCUACUGAUUGCAAUGGCCAUAGUUUUCUAUGCACUUCCAGCUGGAUUGGUUUCUCUGUUUUAGGCGUGCAUGAUAUCGAUGGAAGUGAAUUAAAAAGGCUUUUAAUUUCCUUUUGUUUGUUUAAUUCUUCCCAACUGCAUUGCUGUUUAAGAAUCUUAAAUGAAUCAUCCAAAGUAAAGCUAUAUUUCUUUGCCUCUUUCUGUUUUUGGCACCAAAUGGAAGCCAAGAAAUUAAAAGAGUGAAAUGAUAGAAGAAGCGUUAAAAUAAACGUUAGGAAACUUUACCCACUGCUUGUUUUCCUUUUGAUCAUCCUCUGCUGUGAAAUCUUUGAUGGUUGUCGGUAGUGAGAUUUUUUCAUACUGAAAAUGAAAUUGACACAAAGAGACAAAU